AACAAAUCGGAGCCCUGGCUGGGCAGCACAUCGUACACGUUGCCUGCGGAGAGUCUCACAGCGUCGCGCUCAGUGACCAGGGCCAGCUCUUCUCCUGGGGUGCUGGCAGCGAUGGACAGUUGGGCCUCACCACUAUAGAAGAUGCAGUGACCGUGCCAAGGUUGAUAAAGAAAUUGAACCAACAGACAAUACUGCAGGUUUCCUGUGGAAAUUGGCAUUGCCUGGCUUUAGCAGCAGAUGGCCAAUUCUUCACAUGGGGACAGAACAGCUAUGGUCAGCUGGGCUUGGGUAAAGAGUGUCCUUCCCAAGCCAGUCCACAACGUGUCAAGUCUCUCGAUGGGAUCCCUUUGGCUCAGGUUGCUGCAGGCGGAGCCCACAGCUUUGCCCUCUCUCUCUCAGGAGCUGUGUUUGGCUGGGGGAAGAACAGCUCAGGACAGCUGGGACUAAGUGAUGAACGAGACCGAGAAUCCCCUUGUCAUGUGAAGCUGUUGCGGUCUCAGAAGGUUGUUUACAUCAGCUGUGGAGAGGAACACACAGCAGUUCUGACAAAGAGUGGAGGGGUGUUCACGUUCGGUGCAGGUUCCUGUGGGCAACUGGGACAUGACUCCAUGAAUGAUGAAGUGAACCCCCGAAGAGUUCUUGAGCUAAUGGGCAGCGAAGUAUCCCAGAUUGCUUGUGGCAGACAUCACACUUUAGCCUUUGUGCCUUCUUCAGGAAUGAUCUAUGCAUUUGGGUGUGGAACGAGAGGCCAGCUGGGAACAGGGCACACUUGCAAUGUUAAGUGUCCCUCUCCCGUGAAGGGUCACUGGGCAGCUCACAAUGGGCAACUCUCAGGGAAACCUGAUGCCUGUAAAUAUCACAUUGUUAAACAUAUCUUCUCUGGAGGAGACCAAACAUUUGUGCUUUGCUCCAAAUAUGAGAAUUCCUUGCCUGCUGAUGAUUUCCGGACCAUAAAUGAAACACGUUACACCUGUUUAAUAAAUGAUGAAACUAUAGAUGUCUGGAGGCAAAAGCUUUUAGAAAAGAACAGUUCUAAUUCUGUCAAUAAUGUUGUUCAGAUACUGUCCUCAGCUGCCUGCUGGAAUGGAAGCUUCUUGGAGAAGAAAAUCGAUGAACAUUUUAAAACCAGUCCGAAGAUCCCAGGGAUUGAUCUGAACUCCACCAGAGUGCUGUUUGAGAAGCUGAUGAACUCUCAGCACUCCAUUCUCCUAGACCAGAUACUGAAGAGCUUUGAAAGUUUUUUGAUUCCUCAGCUGUCCAGCUCACCACCAGAUGUCGAGGCAAUGAGGAUCUAUUUGAUUCUCCCCGAAUUCCCACCCUUCCAAGACUCCAAGUAUUAUAUCACAUUAACACUUCCUCUAGCAAUGGCUAUUCUUCGCCUAGAUACCAACCCCAGCAAAGUUCUUGAAAACUGGUGGUCUCAAGUGUGCCCAAGAUAUUUCCUCAGGCUCGUGGACCUCUAUAAAGCCGCAGUGGUUUACCUCCUCAGUGGAAGAAAGACACUGUUGAUCCCAGUCCUGUUCAGUAGCUACAUUACAGCUGCUCUCAGACUUCUGGAGAAACUCCACAAGGUAAAUCAGAAGGUUAAACACGUAGAAUAUGACAAGUUUUACAUCCCUGAGAUUUCCAGUUUGGUGGACAUUCAGGAGGAUUAUCUCAUGUGGUUCUUACAUCAGGCUGGAAUGAAAGUAAGACCAUCCAUCAUGCAGGAUGCUGUGACACUCUGUUCUUAUCCUUUCAUCUUUGAUGCUCAGGCUAAGACCAAGAUGUUACAGACAGAUGCAGAACUACAGAUGCAGGUUGCAAUAAAUGGUGCAAAUUUGCAGAAUGUCUUCAUGCUUUUAACCCUGGAGCCUCUGCUGGCCAGAAGCCCUUUCCUGGUACUUCAUGUUCGCAGGAGUAACUUAGUUGGUGAUGCUUUAAGGGAGUUGAGCAUCCAUUCAGACAUUGAUUUGAAAAAGCCUCUUAAAGUCAUCUUUGAUGGUGAGGAAGCUGUUGACGCUGGAGGAGUGACAAAGGAAUUUUUCCUCCUGUUGUUAAAAGAACUCCUCAACCCCAUCUAUGGCAUGUUCACUUACUACCCAGAGUCAAACCUGCUGUGGUUUUCAGAUACGUGUUUUGUAGAACACAACUGGUUUCACUUGAUUGGCAUCAUAUGUGGUCUUGCAAUAUACAACUUCACAGUGGUAGACCUUCACUUUCCCUUGGCUCUGUACAAAAAACUCUUGAAUGUGAAGCCUUGCCUGGAGGAUUUGAAGGAGCUAUCCCCUACGGAAGGAAGGAGUCUUCAGCAACUUUUAGAUUACCCUGGGGAAGAUGUAGAAGAGACGUUCUGCUUGAAUUUUACAAUCUGCAGGGAAGGCUAUGGUGUGACAGAGCAGAAGAACCUGAUUGAAGAUGGAGAUAAAAUUCUGGUGCAGAAGGACAAUAGGGAAGAAUUUGUUGAAGCCUACGUAAAUUACAUCUUCAACCUCUCCAUCCAUGAGUGGUACACAGCCUUUUCCACUGGCUUCCUGAAAGUGUGUGGUGGGAAAGUCCUGGAACUCUUCCAGCCCACAGAGCUCAGGGCCAUGAUAGUUGGAAACAGUAACUACAACUGGGAGGAACUGGAGGAGAGUGCUGUCUAUAAGGGAGACUACACUGCGACGCACCCAACUGUGAGAAUGUUUUGGGAAACCUUUCAUGCAUUUCCCUUGGAAAAGAAGAAGAAAUUUCUCUUGUUCCUGACGGGCAGCGACCGCAUUCCCAUCUACGGCAUGUCCAGCCUGCGCAUCGUCAUCCAGUCCACCACCAGCGGGGAGCAGUACCUGCCCGUGGCGCAUACCUGCUACAACCUCCUGGACCUGCCCAAGUACAGCAGCAAGGAGAUCCUCAGCGCCCGGCUGGUGCAAGCCAUCGAUCACUACGAAGGCUUUAGCUUAGCUUGA
Balearica regulorum gibbericeps (East African grey crowned-crane) is the source of this 2927-nucleotide messenger RNA. The record is from RefSeq and is a predicted model, not a curated record. Lineage: Eukaryota; Metazoa; Chordata; Aves; Gruiformes; Gruidae.